AGGCUUUGAGUAAAUCUACAACAAACGAUGCUGAAUAAAAGAUAUUUGGGCUAAAGGGGCUCAUAAUACUACCUGUCGUCUUUCUUGCCAUCUUUAUGAGGUAGUGUUUGAGUUUGUAUGCUAAAAAAACAAGGAUUUUACCAUACCAGAAGGUGGUUAUCGCAGGGAGGAAGAUGGAGGGAGGCACUGCGGUGGAGAGAGAAAGAAGAUGGUUGGGUAGGAGGGAAGAUAGCCCCUGCUUUGAGACGGCGGUACAGCGGCAGAGGGUUGCAAUGUCGACUUUGCUGAGGAUAUGACCACCCAGUACGUCGAUUGGUAGUUUAGCUAGGGAUUCUAGGCCGCCACUGUCUCCGUCGUGAUAUGGUAAGGAUUCCUCGUUUAGUAGCUGAGCUAGGCCGCUGUAACCGCCGUGAGAUGGUGGCGAGAAUUUUAGUUUAGAAAUUGAUGGGGAAAUGGAGGUUGUAAUUUUGUUUCCCAUUUGUUUGUCAAAGAAGGAAUUGAUCGGAAAGAGAUGAGAUAGGGUGGGGAACGAACUGGUUGUGUACGGGGUAGAAGUAACCUAGCAGAUCAUCCAUGUCACAGCAGAUCAUCGGACAUCUGAUAAGACAGAUCAAGCAAAGCAAUCGCAGGAAGUACCUAUUGAAAGUACCACAAGUCCUCAAGAACCGCGCAGACCCUCAGAUCUGCGGGGAAACGACCUACUAGACGACAACAUAGAUACGUCGUUAACCAAAAGGACAAACAAUAAGUACAUCACUAGCGUACACGCGGCAACAUCUGAAUAGGCCAAAGUACUGAAUAGUACGCCUAUAAAUACUGCCGUCCCCAUUCAUUUGCGGACACGUUCAAUACAAGUACAAUUCUUAACCCUCUCUACUUUCUCUCUCUAGAGCAUUAUCUCGUUUGCUGACUUAGGCAUCGGAGGGGGUUUCCUCGGUUAAACCCCCGAGGUUAGCUUACGUUCGUUCUGUCUGACAGGGCAACAUCACCAGGCAGGGCUCCUCCAGUUCCAUACUCGGAACAAGUGGCGCUAGAAGGAGGGGGACCUCCCAGACCUCGCUCUUUAAAAACCUAUCCUCCCACAUAAUGACCGAGUCAAGCGAACCGGUAAUCCAACAGAUAGAACCACCCACCUCAAAAAACAACCAGAAAACCACAAACAUACCCUUGUUUGGCAUACCUUAAAGUCUUGGUCCGCCAAGAGAAACACCACAACCCAGAGCUAUGGCAACCCCCAGCCAGGCCCAAGGUAUCCCAAUUCCGAUCAGGCCUCGCUAGCACGGCUGGGGGCACAGUUCUCACCUGACCAGAUGCGCACAGCAAUAGAAGUCCUGACAUUCUUUACUCAAACAACCCCACAAGCCCAGGUCAUGAGAACAGCCUCAGAGGUUGAGGUUGAACAGAGGAGAAAACGUCCCAGACCCCAACAUAGUCCGAAUGUCUGGAGGAGGAAUCUGCAGCAAGACAUGGAAGGGGCUGACAAUCAAGAGUAUGAAGCAGAGAGUAUCACACCAAGCAGAGCUCAACCCCGAGCAAGGACUGAACAAGCACCCAGUCAUAGACACCACUCCGUGUCAGGUACGCCCAAUCCCAUCCGAGCAGUAGUUAAGCCUGAUAACUCUCCCUUCUGCGAUGAAAUACUCUCUGAAAGAAUGGAAAAGAUAAAAAUGCCCACCUGCAAAUACUCUGGAAAGACAGACCCAACGAAUCACCUCUCUGCCUUUGGGGGACACAUGAUGCUAUAUACCAACACAGACUCUAUGUGGUGUAAGGUCUUUCCUUCCACUCUAGAGGGGAUGGCACAGAGCUGGUUUGGUAAAAUACCCAAAGGCACCAUAACCUCUUUCCGGCAGCUAGCUAUCUUGUUUCGCACCCAAUACGUGGCAAACAUUUCCAGAGAAAGGAUGACAGGGGAGCUGAUGUCAGUCAUCCAGGGGCCUCAGGAAUCUCUGAGGGAAUACAUAUCCAGAUUCAAUAUGGAGGCGUCGAAUAUACCCAAGUUGCAGCAGGAGGUAGCAGUCCUGGCCAUGAUGACUGGUCUGCGGGAUGGAGAGUUCAAGAGUUAUCUGGGCAGAAAAUCAUUCACAACCCUGGCAGAGGUACUAGGAAAGACAAAUGAAUUUAUAAAGAGUGAAGAAAUUGGCAGAGCAACCUCACGUCGAUAUGUGGCAAGUGAGAACAAUUACGGUAAUCAGAGCAAGAAAGAGCCAUACAAAAAAGAAUACCCAGACAGAAGAGAAAACCCACAGCCCAGAAAAGACUGGCAGGGACCAGGCAGAGGCAGAGGUAACGAAUUCAAAACUGAAAAAAGGGGGAAGUUCAAUGAAUAUACCCCCUUAGUGGCAUCCAGAACUCAAAUUUUUGCCAUCAGCAAAGAAGACGAGAAGUGGCAAAGAUCUCCCAAAAUGUACAACAAAUACAGGGACCCAAAAAAGUACUGUGACUUUCACAGAGAUCAUGGCCACCUCACAGAAGAAUGCACUCAUUUGAAGGAUAAUAUCGAAGAUCUAAUUCGGAGGGGAUACUUGACUCAGUUCAAAGCAAAAAGCUCGUAUAGCAGGACCUAUGAGAAUAGAGAUAAUGAUAAUAGGUCCGACAAUAAGAAGGUGGAACCCAAGCAAAGCUACCCAGCAGACCAAAAGAGAAUAGGCGACAUUUUGGUCAUAACAGGAGGGCCAGUUUACGCAGGAACCACUGUUAGCGGGGCCAAGGCCAGUGUGAGCGAAUUCAAACACCAGGUUAAUUACCACAAUUCUGGCAGGUGGCCUGCCCCUCCAAAAAUCCCGCAGUGCACUUUCACAGAGGAGGACUGUAAAGGCAUAAUAUACCCCCAUGACGACCCUAUGGUACUAGCCCUGAACGUAGCAAAGAGAAAAAUCCACCGUAUUCUGAUAGACGGAGGUAGCUCUGCAAACAUCUUGUUCUGGCCUGCUUUCCAAGAGUUGCAAAUUGAUGAGAAAUACGUAAAGCCAGUCAAUUACCCAGUAAUCGGAUUCACAGGAGCCACAGUGAUACCAGAAGGGAUAGUCAGUUUGCCAGUGCAGAUUGGCCAAGGGAAGGAUAUCAAGGACAUCAUGGUAGACUUCAUGAUUGUGAAAGUCCCCGCAGCCUACAACGUCAUUCUUGGCAGACCAUUCAUUCAUGACGCAGGGGCUGUAGUCUCUACUUAUCACCUCACCAUGAUGUAUACGACAAAUGAUGGCCGCUUAGCCAAGGUCAAAGGCAGUCAGGAGCAGGCUAAGAAGUGCUACCACACAGCGCUAAAACAACCACCCAGACCCCCACCACUGGCAGAAGAAGAACUUCCCCAAUCUCGAAAAAGAAAGAGAGCAGAGCGCAAAAAAGACAAGUUGCUAAGCAUGGAAAACUUCGAGCAUCGGGAAGAAGGUCUGUUGGAACCCACGUCAACUGACGAAACUGAGGAGAUAGAAUUAGAGGAAGGGUUGACAGACAGGACGGUUCAAAUUGGCACAGACGUAGAUCUAUCCCUCGGAGUGAACAUCAUUGGUCUGCUGAGAGAGCACGCAGACAUAUUUGCUUUCUCAGCGGACGAAAUGCCAGGGAUUGACCCCAGUGUUAUGGUCCAUAGACUGAAUGUCAGCAGAGAAGUUAGGCCAGUGAAACAGAAGAAGAGAAAUUUCUCGGCAGAGAAGAAUGUAGCCAUCCAAGAAGAAAUCAACAAAUUGCUAGCAGCCAAGUUUAUAGAAGAGUGCGAUUGCCCAGAAUGGCUGGCUAACGUUGUGAUGGUAAAGAAAGCAAAUGGUCAAUGGAGGAUGUGUGUAGACUUCACAGACCUAAACAAGGCAUGUCCGAAGGACUGUUACCCAUUGCCCAGAAUAGAUCAGCUGGUUGAUUCCACCAGUGGACACGCUCUCUUGAGUUUCAUGGAUGCAUUUUCCGGCUACCAUCAGAUCAGUUUACUCGAAUCAGAUCGUAAGAAAGCUGCUUUCAUCACAGACGCUGGAGUUUAUAACUACAAAGCUAUGCCAUUCGGCCUAAAAAAUGCGGGUGCAACUUACCAGAAGCUUGUAGAUAAGAUAUUCGCACAGCAAAAGGGCCGGAAUGUGGAAGUAUAUGUGGAUGAUUCCAUAGUCAAGAGCAAAAAAGAGGCUGAUCACAUCGCAGACUUGCGGGAAACAUUUGCUACGUUGAGACAGUACGGCAUGAAACUAAACCCAAAGAAAUGUGUGUUCGGUGUUAAGUCAGGAAAAUUCUUGGGAUUUCUGGUCAGUGAAAGGGGAAUAGAUGCCAACCCAGAAAAAGUGGAGGCCAUACUCAACUUGCCAGAGCCAAAAAACAUACGAGAUAUACAGAGAUUAACUGGAAAGAUGGCAGCACUCACUCGUUUUAUCAGUAAAUCUGCAGAUAGAUCCCUCCCAUUUUUCCAGGUACUGAAAGGCAACAAAACAUUCAAGUGGGAAGCAGAGCAAGAAAAGGCAUUCGCAGAGGUAAAGAAUCAUCUGAAGAGCCUCCCAACCAUAGCCAGACCAGAAGUAGGAGAUGUUUUGCAGUUGUACAUCUCUGCCUCCAAAAAGACUGUAGCAGCAGCCUUAAUAGUGGAAAAGAACAAGGCCCAACAGCCAGUAUAUUUCGUCAGUCACAUUCUCAACCCCGCAGAGCAAAGGUACCCCCUGAUUGAAAAAAUGGCCUUCGCAAUUAUGAUAGCUGCCAGGAAGCUGAAACCAUACUUCGACGCUCACAAGUUACAAGUAUUAACAAAUCAGCCUUUAGAGAAAUCAUUGCGAAGGCUGGAUACCUCAGGCAGACUGCUGAAAUGGGCGGUAGAACUCUCAGAGUACGAUAUUGAAUACAGGCCAAGAACGGCCAUAAAGGCACAGGCACUAGCAGACUUCAUAGAUGAGGCAUCUUACGAGGAGGAAGAGGAGCCUCUGGGGACCUGACAGAUAUAUGUAGAUGGCUCAGCCGCAGUUACAGGGUCAGGAGCAAGCAUUAUAAUGACUUCACCAGAAGGUAAUGUCUUUGAAUAUGCCAUAAAGUUCAAGUUCAAAGCCUCAAAUAAUGAAGCAGAGUACGAAGCAGAUCGCAGGCAUUCAAAUGUGCAAGGCAGCGGAUGCUAAGAAAAUCGUGUUGAAAACAGAUUCCCAGUUAGUGGCCAGUCAGUAUAGAGGCGAGUAUGAAGCUCGAGAACCGUCCAUGCAGAGGUAUUUGGCACUGAUGAAAGAAGCAGUAGCCCAGUUGGAAAGCUUCGAGAUUCAGUUAGUCCCCAGAGCAGAGAAUAGCCAAGCAGAUGCUCUCUCAAAAUUAGCAAGCUCUUCGCUGCAAGACCUUGAAAGAACAGUGAUGGUGGAAGUACAGGAAGAAAAGAGUAUCGAUAAGAGGCCUAUGGUAAAUACCAUCAACACAGAGCCUCAGUGGUACGACAGUAUAUUAUCAUACAAGCUUGGCAGGGGUCUCCCUACAGCAGAGCCAGAACAGAAGAAGAUAAAGCGAAACGAACACUGGUUUGUGAUCUACCAGGGCAGAUUGUACAAAAAAUCCUUCUCCCUACCCUGCUGAGAUGCGUCUCAACAGAGGAAUCACAGAGAAUCAUUGAAGAAAUUCAUGAGGGAAUAUGUGGUAAUCAUAUUGGGGGUAGAACACUAGCCUUAAAAGCUCUCAGAGCAGGGUACUAUUGGCCAACCAUGGUGAGUGACUCGCAGUCAUACGUGAAGAAAUGCGACAAAUGCCAAAAGUUCGCUCCAGUAAUCAAUCAGCCCUCAAAUGAUCUGCAACCAAUCAUCAAUCCCAUACCAUUCGCUCAGUGGGGAAUGGACAUCCUGGGUCCGUUUACAGCCGCGAGUGGAGGAAGAAGAUACUUGAUCGUGGCAUUGGAUUAUUUCACCAAGUGGAUAGAAGCAGAGCCCACAAAGAGCAUAACAGCCAAACGAAUGAAAGACUUCAUCUGGAGAAACAUCAUCACAAGAUUUGGCAUCCCAGAAAGUUUGGUCUUUGAUCACGGGACACAAUUCGAUUGCACACCGGUAAAGGAUUAUUGCGCAGAGCUAAGAAUCAAGUUUGCCUACGCAUCAGUAUGCCACCCACAGAGCAAUGGACAUGCCGAGGCGGCGAACAAACAGAUCCUUGGAGCUCUGCGAAAGAAAAUCGAGGAUUUUAAGGGUGCAUGGGCAGACCUCAUACCAGAAAUUUUGUGGUCCAAUAGAACAACUGAGAAAGAGGCGACAGGAGAAAGUCCCUACAAGUUAGCCUUUGGAGCAGAAGCAGUAUUACCGGUAGAGGUUGGCCUGCCCAGUUUCAGAGUGCAAUACUAUGAUGAAAGCACCAAUGAACAACUCAUGAGGGAAUCAUUAGACCUUCUGCCAGAGGUAAGGUUGCUAGCAGAGCUGAGACUCACAGCAAACAAAGAGAGAAUGAGCAGAGCUUACAAUAAAAGAGUCAAACACAGACCUAUGCAUGUGGGAGACCUGGUGCUCCGACGAACAGCGGCCACAGGAAAGGGCAAGGCAGAAGGGAAAUUCACUGCAAAUUGGGAAGGGCCAUACCAGAUCACAAGGGAAAUAGCCCCUGGCUCAUAUCAUCUCAUGACAAUGGAUGGAAAAGAGUUAAAGAACAGCUGGAACGCCAACAUGCUCAAAAAAUACUAUGUUUAGUAUAAGUGAUCUAUACAAUGAUAAGGCAAGAUAAGCCAAAAUUAUCCCCUUUUGUACUCCUUUUUACAGAAUGCAUAUAAUGAAAUGAGCUUGGCGGUUCCAGAAAAAGAUAUGAUGAUAAGCAAAAGACAGUGUAACUUAGAAAUACACCAUGAUACACACAUUCAACAGAUAACUUGACUUGAUCACUCAAGUUAGCUGGAGAACAGUGCCAUGAUGAAUUUCUAAGCUAGAAUAUCGCAGAGUAAUUUCCGAGUUUUGCCUUGGCCAAAGCCAAGGCAAUUCAAAAUUGAAAGCAGCCCAAAAGGUUAGCUAGAAUAUCGCAGAGUAAUUUCCAAGUUUUGCCUUGGCCAAAGCCAAAGCAGUUCAAAAUUGAAAGCAGCCCAAAAGGUUAGUUAGAAUAUCGCAGAGCAAUUUCCGAGUUUUGCCUUGACCAAAGCCAAGACAAUCCAAAGUUGGAGGCAGCUCAGAAGGCUAGCCAGAACACCACAGAGCAGUCCCUGAGUUUUGCCUUGGCAGAAGCCAAGACAGUCCAAAAGGGGAGGCAGUCAUGAGACAUGCUAUAAAGCUUGGCUCUGAUCGAAACCAGAACUUUCCAAAAGGCAAACAAAAUAUCAUAAAUUGGCUAAGUACUUAACAAAAUAUGCAUAUCAAUGCCGGCGGCUAUACCUUCAUUAAAACCAAGAAAAAGAAGAGAUAAAGUACAGCCCUACAAAAUGGCUCUGGGCAGUAAACACACCAGCCCAACUCGAAAAUAUCUAAAAAGAAAAGCAGAAAUAAACUAACUGCAAAUUGUUCCAAAAACAGAGUGGCACAAACGCCACCACCCAACAGGGUAAACUCUAAAUAAUAUUGUUCAAAAACUAAACUAUUACAUAACAGGCCCAGUCACACAAGAAGAACAGGGGGAUAGCCGCCACACCCAUUAUUCGUCAUUGCCUGCAACAUCAUCUUCAUCUGAGAAGGGCAAAUCUCCUGGGUGAAUGUUCUCAACGCAAAAAUCGGGCACAUCACUAGGCUCUGUGGCAUGACCCUCAGCAGCUUCAGCCUCUCGCAGUUCCUUAAGAAUGGUAAGGUGCAGGCCAGCGAGCCAAUCCUCUUCGAUCAAGCUCCAAUCGAACUGCGGAUAUUUGCGCUUGAUUAUAAGAGAGGCUGCUUUCCACCCACCAUCAUACCUCUGCGUCAAAAGGGCAUAUUGAGCGUCAGAUCGACAAAAUUCCCGCACAGCAGCAGCCACCUCCUUCUGCACAGAAAGACGAAGGUCAGCCAGCUCAUCAGCAUGCCUCUGCUCAACAAGGCUUAGUUGCUCCGCCAAAUCCUCAGUACGCUUCCUCUCCGCCUCUAUCUCCGCCUGAGCCUUAGCUAAAUUCUCCCCAGCUAGGCGCAGAGCUACAACCUCACUAGCCAAGUUGUCUCUCUCGACAGAUAUCGCUUGAACAUUGGCAUUGGCAAUAGUAAGGGAAGAAGAUGCUCUUUCGUUUUCCAGGGUCAGGUCUCGGAUCUGCCUGUCCCUUUCUUCAAGAAGAGCAAGAUGUUCAUCAUGCUUCCUCUGAUAGAAGAAAAAGAAGUCACAGAGCUCCUUCACAGCAACCCCAGCCUGCAAAUGGAAAGCAACGCAAAAAAUAAGGAUAAGUUAUAAUAAAAACACGCAAAAAAUUGACUAAGUAUAAAAACAGCAUAGAUUCAUAAGCUUCUUACCUCUAGCACCUUCUGGCAGGCGUUAGCCCCAGGGGUAUUGUAAUCCCCCGUAAAUUUAUAAAUUUUAUUAAUAUAUUUUAACGUAUAUUAUUUAUAUUUAAAUAGAAUUUAUGAAUUUUAGUAAUAAAUAUAUAAUUAACGUAUAUUUAUUUUAUUUUAAGUACGUUCUAAAUAUUUAACGAUUUUCUUGAACUUUAUUAUAUUCAUAUAUUUAAUGUAUAUUUAAUUGUUUUAAAAUAUAUUCUAAAUAUUUUAACGGUUUGUGCAAUCAAGAAUAAUUUUAGAAUUUUAUGUCGAAAAGAAUUUGAAUUAGGAAAACUCAUUGAAUUAGGAAAAACAAUUCGAACCGGUUUUUUAUUCAAACACUAAAAACUAAUAUCCUAAGUCUAGCCCAAUUUGGUAAAGCCCAAAAUAUCAAACCCACAACUCUCCUCCACUCUCCUAUUUCAAUUCACGUAAAAACCAAAAAAAAAACAAAAUCAACAAAACUUUUCUCCCUAUUCACGUGAACCACAAAACCCUCUCAAGCCUUCUUGUUGCUACUGUUCAGCCGCCACCCUGAACCCUCGCCGGCGACCACCGCCGUCCGCCCGCGCCGCCAGUAAGCCAACCCCUCCUCAUCUCCUCCGUCGUCUCUUCCUCCCUCUCUGUUUUCGUCCUUCCUCUCAGCCCUUCGUUUUUGCGCAGCAACACCGCAAGCCACGCCCUGUCACCGCCAGCAACCGCUCCAGCCUCAGCCGCCGGCCGCCGCCACUACAAGCCGGACCACCGCCGUCGCCGCUCACGUUCUCCGCGAGUCUCACCACCACCCAGCAUCACGACGACAGCCGUCGCACUGCCGCCCAGUCGAUCCGCUCCGUCGCGCUGCCCUACCCGCCGGCCAGCACCUCCCCUCUCCUCCUUUUGGCGGAGAAUUCUUUGUAGGCGAUUUUUGAAUUCGUUAAAGUGGCCUAUCGGUUUGUUUACACAAGUCUCUAAGGAUCAAUAAGCAUUGUCCAUCUGCAGGUUUGAAGAUGAUGCAUCAUUGGGGAUCGGGAUUAGAGAGCUUGUAGUUAGAUUUGCUUUAUUAAGUGAUUUGGUUUGUUAACUUAAAUUUGAAAUUUGUCGUACUAUUCGUAUUUCCUUAUUUCAGUUAAAUGGGUUUUGGACUAAA
This is a messenger RNA of Spinacia oleracea (spinach), 9459 nucleotides long. RefSeq lists its product as uncharacterized. Bases 1311 to 4901 code for a protein of 1196 amino acids. The transcript has 4 exons. Lineage: Eukaryota; Viridiplantae; Streptophyta; Magnoliopsida; Caryophyllales; Amaranthaceae. The record is from RefSeq and is a predicted model, not a curated record.